Molecule: messenger RNA, 3444 nt
Organism: Dichotomopilus funicola
Lineage: Eukaryota; Fungi; Ascomycota; Sordariomycetes; Sordariales; Chaetomiaceae
Product: calpain-D
Exons: 3
Coding region: 1-3444 (1147 amino acids)
Biological process (GO): proteolysis
Cellular component (GO): cytoplasm
Molecular function (GO): calcium-dependent cysteine-type endopeptidase activity
Source: RefSeq, a predicted model, not a curated record
AUGUAUGGCUACUCAUCGUCGUCCGAAUCGGACGAUUACUACAACUACCGCAAGCACAAAGGCGCCGCCCCCGCGCCAGCCAACCCCAACGAUGCCAACAAGAAAAAGAAGAAGCGCAAGGCGCCGCCGCAGUACAGUAUCAACCGGAUCUGGAAGCGUUUUAGCAAUAAGCGGUUUAACAAGGCGCUGUCGGUACUGCCCUUCGAUCCGGUUCUGCCACCCACCAUCUCGGACCGUUCAAACGAGUUGCUGAGUGCCGGGUAUGAGCGCGCCGCAGAGGAAUGUCGGCGCAAGGUCCGGAAGAUUAUUCAAGAAUGCCGGAGGGUGAACACGCGGUACCGGGACCCCGGUUGGGACUUGGACUGGGACCUUAAGAUGGAAAAAGGUCAUACGCUCAACAUACUUGGACGAACCAAAUUCGACCUCAGCAUGUCGAGCAUGCUGAACCCGGGCUCCAUUGUGCCCAAGGCGGUCAAGCGAGUACACGAGAUCUACGAGAAGCCGAAAUUCUUGGGGAACAUCAGUGGGUCCGACGUCAAGCAGGGCAACAUCGGGGACUGCUGGUUGAUGUCUAGUCUCUCCGGCCUCGCGAAUGUUAAGGAUGGCAUUCAUCGCAUCUGCGUCGAGCACGAUACUCGGAUCGGAAUUUAUGGAUUUGUCUUUUACCGAGACGGAGAAUGGAUUUACUCUAUUGUGGACGAUAAGCUGUUUCUCAAGUCCCCCUGCUGGGAUUCGCCGAGCUUACAGCGCGACCUCUUGCAACAGAUCGACCGGGAAGAUGUCGAGCGGGUGUAUCGCAAGACAUACCAAACGGGCUCCAAGGCGCUGUUCUUCGGGCAGUGCAAGGACCAAAACGAGACUUGGGUACCUCUCUUCGAGAAGGCUUACGCUAAAGCCCACGGUGACUAUGCAUCACUUGGGGGUGGCUGGAUCGGUGAAGGACUGGAAGAUCUCUCUGGUGGCGUCACGACGGAGCUCCUUGCUUCCGACAUCCUCGAUAUUGAUGGGUUCUGGGACAAUGAGCUCAGCAAGGUCAACGAGGAGUUCCUCUUUGGCUGCAGCACCGGUCUCUUGGAUGGCGGGUACGGCCAGCGAGAUGGAAUCGAGGAAGGCCAUGCAUACGUUGUGAUGGAAGCGCGGACGCUCAAGGACGGCACCCGGCUGGUUAAACUCAGGAACCCCUGGGGCACGACCAAGAAGGGCAUUUGGGAAGGUGCCUGGUCGGACGGUUCGAAGGAGUGGACGACCGAGGUGCAGGAAGAACUUGGCCACCAGUUUGGGAGCGACAGCGUCUUCUGGAUUUCAUACGACGACAUGUUGCGGAAGUACCAGCACUUUGACCGCACGCGCUUGUUCCGCGACCCUGACUGGCGCUGCUGCCAGCGAUGGAUUGGUGUUGACGUCGAGUGGAAGCCGCAGUACCAUGAAAAGUUCCACAUCAAGCUGACGCGCGAGGGGCCGUUGGUCAUCGUGCUCAGCCAGCUGGAUAACCGGUAUUUCAAGGGUCUCCACGGCCAGUAUUACUUCCGGCUACACUUCCGCAUCCACGAGCAAGACCGCCCGGACCCAGAGGAUUACAUUGUCCGCAGCCACGGCAACUACCUGAUGAGCCGGUCCGUGUCGAUCGAGCUGCCCUCGAUGUUGCCGGGUACGUACAGCGUCUUCAUCAGCGUGGCCGGUGAGCGGAACACCGAUGUGCCUAGCAUCGAAGACGUCGUCAAGCGCGAGUGUAAGAAGCGGAUCGAGAACGAGAAGCUGGCGCAGGUCGGGUACGCCUAUGACCUGGCGCACAGCAAGGCGUCGGCGCAUCUCGAGGCCGUCAAGCGGGCGCGCAAGAGGGCCGACCAGAAGAAAGCCAGCGAUGCGCGCCAGAGCGAGCGCCACCGUCUCUGGGACAAGCGGCACCUCAACCGUCAAAUUACUAAGAAGCAGGGCCGUAAGAACAACCAGAAGCUCGAGGCCAAGCAGGCCGCCCGCGAGGAAAAGAAGCGCAAGGCGGAAGAGUCGAAGCCCAAGGACCGGGGCGUGCAGACGGACGACCCGAAAGAGAGGGAGAAGGAGGAGAAGGAGAAGGCUGCCGAGGCCAAGGACGAUGCCAAGAGUGAGGAUAAGAAGGAAGCUAAAGACGACACCACGAAGGUUCCAUCCGAGGCUGCUGACAAGUCAUCUGGAAAGACCGACGAGAAGCUCAAGGAGGCGGAUGAGAAGUCUGAAGACAAACAGAGCGACAAAGCUGAGACGGACAAGGCGAAGACUGAUGCUGAGUCUAAGAAGGAGGAGGAGCCGGCAGCGGCAGGAACUGCGGUUGAAGACUCACCCGAUGGAACGCCGAUUGCCACUCCUGUAGUGACUCCCGUUGUCGAGAAGACCGCAGCACAGAUGUCAGAGAAGUCUACUCCUGCAGAAGCUGCUUCGGAGGACAAGAAGGAGGAGUCAUCUAAGGACGUUUCUGCUGAGGGGCCCAAGGCUGUUGAGAGCAAGUCUGACGAGAAGUCAAAUGAGAAAUCCCAGGAGAAGCCUGACGCUACCGAGGCCGAAAAGCCCGCGUCCUCAGUUAGCUCCGAUAGCUCCAGCAGCGGCUCCCCGACGCCUAAAUCGGACACCUCCUCGACGCCCAGCACCGAGGGCAAAGACAAGGAGAAAGUGCCGGUUCCGCCUGUCAACGACAACGACCCUUCCAAGGUACCCGGCGGACCACCACCGCCACCCUCGCCCACACCUUCCGCCAAGUCCUCGCCCAAGCCGAAGCCCGCGACACCGGCAUCCGCAGAGCCCGACAAGAAACCCGCCAACAUGUACGUCACAUCUGAGGGCGAGUCCAGCGCGUCGCCCAUCUCCGACUGGGAAGAGCUCUACAGCAGCGACGACAUGUCGCGCAAGCCGCGGAUGGCCGCCCCGGCCCCGCCCAACACGGGCGUGGUCGGUAAGUACUACGACGAGACGGAGGACGAGGACGGGCCGGACCCGUGGAACGCGAUUGCCGUCGUCGGCCUGCGGGUGUAUUCCAAGGACGAGGACCUUGAGCUCCGGGUCGUGAUUGAGGGCGGGGAGCUGGAAGAGGACGGGAUGGGGGAGAAGGGAGGGGUGGAUUUGGAUAAUGCGCAGGCGAAUGCGGGCGGGGCGAGGACGAGCAUCAGCAGCGGUAGCAAGGCGGAGAAGAAGGAUGAGGAUGCUGAGGCGUAUGAGGGGGACAGUGAGGUCGAUAAGACGAAGAAGGAGAAGAAAAAGAGACGGGAGAGUAAGGCGUCGAAGACUGGAGGGGACAAGAGCGAAGCGGAGACCGACAAGAACAAAAAGGAAAGCCGUAACGACAAGACGGGCGGCAACGACGACGACGACGACAAAUACAAGACCGAUGACGGGCGGGCGUCCUACCCUGUGAUUGUCCAAAAGGGCAAGGGUGAGGACGAGUAUGAGACUGCUGUCGAGACGAUGCUGGAUUAG